Molecule: messenger RNA, 2202 nt
Organism: Perca flavescens (yellow perch)
Lineage: Eukaryota; Metazoa; Chordata; Actinopteri; Perciformes; Percidae
Gene: arhgdia
Product: Rho GDP dissociation inhibitor (GDI) alpha
Exons: 6
Coding region: 115-732 (205 amino acids)
Biological process (GO): Rho protein signal transduction
Cellular component (GO): cytoplasm; membrane; cytosol
Molecular function (GO): protein binding; Rho GDP-dissociation inhibitor activity
Source: RefSeq, a predicted model, not a curated record
UCUCGCCUGGUUAGAUGCCGUUGGCUCAGAUUUUCCUCCGCCGCUUCACUUCAUCCUCACCACCACCACCAUUCACAAGCGACUGUCCCAACCUACGGCGGUAUAACGCAGACCAUGGCAGAGCAGGAGCCUACACCAGAGCAGCUGGCCGCGCUCGCAGCAGCCAACGAGUCUGACGAAAGCUCCGUCAACUACAAACCUCCCGCCCAGAAGAGCUUACAGGAGAUCCAGGCGCUGGACCAGGAUGAUGAAAGCCUGCGCAAGUACAAGGAGACACUGCUGGGCAACGUCGCUGUGGUUGCAGAUCCCAGUGCCCCCAACGUCCAGGUGACGCGAAUGACUCUGUUAUGUGAAACGGCCCCGGGCCCUCUAGUCCUUGACCUGUUGGGAGACCUGGAAAACUUCAAGAAGAACCCAUUUGUGCUGAAGGAGGGAGUCGAAUACAGAAUAAAGAUCAACUUCAAGGUCAACAAGGAAAUUGUGUCAGGCCUGAAGUACACUCAGCAAACCUUCAGGAAAGGAGUAAAACUUGACAAGUCGGACUACAUGGUCGGCAGCUACGGCCCCAGACCGAACCAGGAAUACGAGUUCCUCACCACCAUGGAGGAGGCGCCCAAAGGGAUGCUGACCCGCGGCACCUACACCAUCAAGUCCAAGUUCACCGAUGACGACAAACACGAUCAUCUCUCCUGGGAUUGGUGCCUCACUAUCAAGAAAGAUUGGAAAGACUGAUUUUCCCCCCACCCCCUCUCGCCAUCCUCCAUUGACCUCUUCCUCAGCCUUCUGCCUCUUUCUUUUCCCUGCUGUCAUUCCAUUAUUUCUGUCUGGAUUACAUGUUGAUUUAAGCUUUUGCUCUCUCCGUCCAUCGACAACCUGCUCUUACAGUUUACGUUCUUUUUCUAAAUUCCGAUCACUUCAUCAUUCCUCCCAACGUUAACGCUUCAUUUGUUUGCAUCUGCCUUUUUCUGUUAAGUAUUACAUCUUAGAAAUGGAGAAAGCAAACAAUGUGCACAAUCCAGAUUUUACUGUAAUGGUUUGUUUAUAAAAGGAAAAAAAAUAAGUAAAAAAAAAAUCUAGUCGUUUAACUGCUCUUGGAAAAGUGAUAAACUAUGUGAUUCCCACUGCCCUUUAGCGCUUUCUUUUCUUCCCCCUUUUCACUUAUCAGAUUGUUUUGUACAAUUACCGCGAUCUGCCUUGGAAAGCAUUGUACAGGUAGCAGUAGUGCUGUAUGUACGUAGCCACUGUACGGUCAUUGCUGGACACAGCCCUCCUAAAGCCUCUGAGCCGAUUAUUUGUACCAGGGUCUUGGUUAAAUAUUUGGAAUUUAGGCCACCUCUUUUUUUAAAUGAUUUAGCACCCUACAGCUGACAGAACGGGGGGGACAUUAUUACCUCUAACCCCUUGUGACCCCUCUCUGUAGGUGUGGCUGUUGCUCUCCUGAUCAGGGUAUUUUGGCAGGUUUGUUAGCAGCCAUGUGGCCUUAACAAGAACCCAUAGGAAGAAAGUCAACUUAAUUAAGCCAUUUGCCUUCAGAUUAUAUUUGCCAGGCCACCAUGUGAGUCUGUUUUUUUUAAACAAUAGGUAAUACAAGGACAGGGAGUCGGGACUAAGGACUUUUAACACCUUUUUUUUUAUUUCAGGUUUGACAAGUUGUUAAACCAUUACGUGUUGGUGUCGAUCAUAUUAGCUCUAUUUACAUCUUUUUCUUUGCAGUACUUGUAGCUGUCUAAAUAUCAGAACUGUAAAGAUGGGUAUUUAGGUUGUAAUGGUUCUUUGUCACAUGGUGUCCUCUCGAGUCCCCGAGGCCAUAUUUCCAGCGUGUCCAAGGUCUGUUAAACCGCUCACCUUGUAUUACUCAAGUUUAGAAUUUUCCAAUGCUGACUGUGCCUCCAGUCUCUUACAAUCACAUGCUGCUCCCGCUGACUCAGUGGCACUAAUGUGCUCAACAUCAGUCAGGUGAAAAGUUUUCUGUAAUUGACUUCUAAAACCAGAGACAUCAGCCCCACCCAGACAUAAGUCUUUAUUUUAUUUUUUUGAUAUACACUCCAGAAGUAUGGGAAUGAAGUCCGUUCCUGCAGCUUCAUUAAGCGCUCGUGUCACGGACUGAUGGUUUUUUUUUUUCUCUGUGGGUUUGGGUUUGACUCAAUGUAUGCUACUUGUAUUACUGAUCUCCUGUGUUCACAAUAAAGUGUUCAGACAGAG